AUUAUUUCUGUAACAUAAAUACCAGCAGUACAGUACUCGACAUUCCAACAACUAAGGUUAGAAAACAAGUCGUUCAAUACCCGACCUUUGUAACACUGUAACCAUGAGCAGUGGGUUUCAAAAGUGCCACACAUUGAUGAUUACUGGAGCUAAUCGCGGCCUCGGUUUGCAGAUGGUCAAAGCUCUGGUGAAUAGCAGCCACUGUCCUAGGAAAGUGAUUGCUACAACCCGAGACAAAAGCCGAGCCAAGGAGUUGCUGGAUUUGGCUAAGAAAUACCCUUGCAUUAAUGUGGUGACUCUUGAUGCUAUAAAUCAAGAUAGCAUAGAACAGGCCUCCAAAGAAGUGGAGUCAUUGUUGGGGGAUGAAGGAUUGAACUGCCUGAUUAACAACGCUGGAAUUAAUAUAUCUGGUACUCUGGAAACUGUUGAGGCAGAACAGAUGAUGAAAAAUUAUGAAACCAAUGCAGUUUCUCCCCUUAUGAUCACCAAGGCGUUUCUGCCCCUGUUGAAGAAAGCAGCGAAGCAGGGCACCGGCAUGGGGAUUCACAGAGCUGCAGUGGUCAAUGUGUCCUCCUUGCUGGGAUCCAUUGAACUGAACUGGGGACCUGGAGCUGAGUUUAAAACCUACCCAUACAGGGCAUCAAAAGCAGCCCUGAAUAUGUUGACUAGAUGUGUAGCAGUUGAUUUAACCCCUGAGGGAAUUCUGUGCAUGGCUGUCCACCCAGGAUGGGUGCAAACUGAUAUGGGGGGCCCAGACGCUCUUUUAAGUAAGGAAGAGAGUAUUAAUGGAGUCCUCUCGGUGAUUGGUAGUUUGUCUGAAAAGAACAAUGGGGGAUUUCUUGACUACACAGGACAGACUCUGCCGUGGUGAAGAUUCUUUUAUGAGUCCCACACCAUCAAAAUACAUUACAACAAGUUAAUCUGUUAGACAAGUCGUUCUCACAUGUUACCAGGUAUAUUUCUUUUUUUGAUCAAGCACACUUUGAUCUGCCACAUUUUUUGACUUUGGAAACUUUGGUUAAUAUGUUAAGAUCUUUUUAGGUAUUGAAGUUGUUUGUGUAACACAGUCUUUUCAGAUUAACUUUUAUUAAUAAAUGGAGUUUGGAAUUGAAAGAAUUUGUAUGCAUUAAAACACAAAAAUAAAAUUAUUUUCCACAUUGUACAA
This is a messenger RNA of Acipenser ruthenus (sterlet), 1165 nucleotides long. RefSeq lists its product as uncharacterized. The coding region runs from base 104 to 871 and encodes 255 amino acids. The transcript has 6 exons. Lineage: Eukaryota; Metazoa; Chordata; Actinopteri; Acipenseriformes; Acipenseridae. The record is from RefSeq and is a predicted model, not a curated record.